Messenger RNA from Diabrotica virgifera virgifera (western corn rootworm), 2400 nucleotides. Its product is annotated as zinc finger protein 239-like. Bases 110 to 1654 code for a protein of 514 amino acids. Lineage: Eukaryota; Metazoa; Arthropoda; Insecta; Coleoptera; Chrysomelidae. The transcript has 2 exons. The record is from RefSeq and is a predicted model, not a curated record. Gene Ontology annotation, cellular component: nucleus.
CUUCAAUAUCUAAAAAAAACAAAAAAUUUUAUUUUUUUUUCUUGUCAGUAAAUGUAAAUGCAAACCAAUAAUAAUAGUAAUUAAUUUAUUUAUUAAUAAAUAUAAUCAAAUGGAAGUUAAACAAGAAAUUGACGAGGAAACGUGUAAAGUGGAAAUAGUUGAUAAUGAUUUGGAUGAUGCUCUUUUGGAUGGCUUUAAAUGUGAAAUUCAGGAGGAAUCUGAUACAGAUACACAAAAUACCCAGGACACCUAUAAUUAUUUUAACUUAAAUAAAUGUGCCAUAAAAACUGAAAUAGAACAAUAUGGACAUGAACUUAAGCCAUUUGAAGAAAACCAAGAAACUGAAAAAGAUCGUCUGCAAGAGAACAAGAUGGAAAUUAUCGAGACACUAACUGAACAUUUAUAUCACGAAGAAAAUUAUAUGAAUCCACAUGCAAAAGGAGAAACAUUAAAAAGUGUGAAAGUUGUGACUGCAAAAAAACCUUACAAGUGUGAAAUCUGUGUUAAGCAAUUUAAUCAAGCAAGUACUUUAAAAAGACAUGUGAGAGUGCAUACUGGACAAAAACCUCACAAGUGUGAAAUUUGUUUUAAACAAUUUAGUGAAGCAGCUAGUUUAAAAGUACAUUUGAGAUGGCACACUGGAGAAAAACCACACAAGUGUGAAAUUUGUUUUAAGCAAUUUAGUGAAGUAGGUAACUUAAAAAGUCAUCUAAAAGUGCAUACUGGAGAAACACCUCACAAAUGUGAAAUUUGUUUUAAGCACUUUAGUGUAGCAGGUAAUUUAAAAAGACAUUUGAGAGUGCACACUGGAGAAAAACCUCACAAGUGUGAAAUUUGUUUUAAGCAAUUUAGUGAAGUAGCCAAGUUAAAAAGACAUCUGAUGGUGCAUACUGGAGAAACACCUCACAAAUGUGGAAUUUGUUUUAAGCAAUUUAGUGCAGCAUGUGCUUUAAAAGUACAUUUCACAGUGCACACUGGAGAAAAACCUUACAAGUGUAAAAUUUGUUUUAAGCAGUUUAUCACAGCAGGUGCUUUAAAAGUACAUUUUAGAGUGCACACUGGAGAAAAACCACACAAGUGUGAAAUUUGUUUUAAGCAAUUUAGUGAAGUAGGUAACUUAAAAAGACAUCUAAAAGUGCAUACUGGAGAAACACCUCACAAAUGUGAAAUUUGUUUUAAGCACUUUAGUGUAGCAGGUAAUUUAAAAAGACAUUUGAGAGUGCACACUGGAGAAAAACCUCACAAGUGUGAAAUUUGUUUUAAGCAAUUUAGUGAAGUAGCCAAGUUAAAAAGACAUCUGAUGGUGCAUACUGGAGAAACACCUCACAAAUGUGAAAUUUGUUUUAAGCAAUUUAGUCAAACAAGUGAUUUGAAAGUACAUUUGAGAGUGCACACUGGAGAAACGCCAUAUAAGUGUGAAAUUUGUUUUAAGCAAUUUAAAGCAGCAAAAAAUUUGAAAAAACAUUUGAGAGUGCAUACUGGACAAAAACCUCACAAGUGUGAAAUUUGUUUUAAGCAAUUUAGUGAAGCAUGUAAUUUGAAAACACAUUUGAGAGUACACACUGGAGAAAAACCUUAUCAGUGUAAAAUUUGUUUAAAACAGUUUGCUCAAAAAGCUAAAUUAACUGGUCACAUGAAAGUUCACACUAGAUAAAAACCCCACAAAUGUGAAAUUUGCUUUAAGAAAUUUAGUAGUAGGUAUUAUUUGAAAACUCAUACUAGAUUACAUACUGGAGAAAAACCUUAAGAGUGUGAAACUAAUUUAAAGUAGUAUAUUAAAGCCAGUAGUUGUAAGAAACAUUUGAAAACACACGCCGAAGGAAAACCUCAAGUGUGAAAUUUGUAUUUAAGGUUUUCCCGUAGUUAAGGGAAGGUAAAUUCAGUUUAAACUGAAUUUACCUUCAUUUAUGCAAAUUCAUCUCAGAAGAUUUAUUUUAGUUAGCGUAGUUUGAGGAAGUAGGCUAUUUUCCUUGUAAUAAUUUCAAGUAUUCGAGUUUCACAGUGCUUUCGAAAAAUAGUACAAGCCUGCCCAUAUUUGUAUUAUAAAACCAAAAAAAUGUUCAUUAUAUGGAUGCCUCAGAAGUCAAACGCUGUAAGUCAUAUUCUCCCUAAAAAUGAGUUAUGAGAUAUAACACUUAUUAUUAUAUAUAAUCAUAUUAUUUCCUUGUUUGUAUUUAUGAAUAUAUUGCCCAUAUUAUGAUAAAUAAAGACAGUUUAUUUGUUUUUAAUAACUACUUAUAUUUCUUCAACUAUUGUCAGAAACAUCCUAUAGUAUCUCAUUUUAAACACUUAUUGACUUACACCGAUUGGCUUCUGAGGCAUCGAUAUAUUUGACAACUAUUGUAGUAUUUUAUUUGUAUAUAAAUCAAUAUUUCAUCAUAAAGUUUUUACUUAACAUUU